Hemiscyllium ocellatum (epaulette shark) is the source of this 861-nucleotide messenger RNA. RefSeq names its product Fc receptor-like A. NCBI's taxonomy places the organism in Eukaryota, Metazoa, Chordata, Chondrichthyes, Orectolobiformes, Hemiscylliidae. The transcript has 4 exons. Bases 1 to 861 code for a protein of 286 amino acids. The record is from RefSeq and is a predicted model, not a curated record. Gene Ontology annotation, molecular function: transmembrane signaling receptor activity. Gene Ontology annotation, biological process: cell surface receptor signaling pathway.
AUGGCUUUCCAAGUUGACCCAGUUUCACCUUUGGAAGGAGAAACCUUAAAACUGAAUUGUCGGUACAAAAGCAAUCGUAGGUGGAACAAGGACGUUAGCUUUUAUCGAAAUGGCAAGAAGAUCCAUUCAAUGCGGUUCACAGGACGUGGAUCAUCGUAUAGCAUUAAAGUAAACGGCACCGAAGACAGUGGACGGUACAGUUGUAAAAUUGGUGGGUCUGAAUCACGAAAUGUUAACGUUCUGGUACGAGAACGCUUCGCCAAGCCCGUGCUGAGGGUGGAACCGACGGCUGAAGUAUUCGAGGGCCUCCCGGUCACGCUGACGUGCACUGUCCGGGCGGCAAGGCCCUCCGUCCACCUUCACUACUCAUUUUACAGAGACAGCGCCGCCCUAGAGGCCGUGCCUGGUCAUGGCAGCAUGUACACGAUCAAUGCGGCGGCUGCAAACGUUGCCGGGAAUUACGCCUGUGAAGCGAUCAACACAGUUUACAGUCUGAGGAAGAGGAGCAACAGCAUUCACAUUUCUAUUAAACAGGCGUUCGCUGUGCCUGUGUUGAUCAUGCGUCCUGAGGGACAGCUGUUUGAUGGCCAACGGGUCAAACUGGUGUGCUGGGUUGAAGCGAAUCCCUCCCAAGCUUCCUUGCAGUACAGCUUUUACAGAAAUGGGAUCCUUCUCCAGGCUCCAUCUGACCACAGUGAUUACAUCUCUGAGUCAGCUCGUCCGACAGACUCGGGUACCUACCAUUGUGAAGUCACAAACGGGAAGGUGUGGAAACGCAGUAAUCAGCUUUAUUUAUCCAUCAAGCGCUCUAAGAAUUCUAUCCGCCUCAUGUUUGAACUACUUUCAAUGUUCUGGCUCUGA